AUGGCUGCAAGUCCUCAAAAGACGGUCUUGGUGGAGGCAGCAAGUCUGGAGAAGCAACUGACAGAAAUGCUCCUCGCACACGCCAAGGAGCCCUUGUUUUUCUGGCAUGGUCCCAAGUGGAUGGUGAAGUCCAAGCUUGAUCGCUUGCUCGCUCGAGGGGCAUGGCAUGAUGAGAUGAAGGCAUUGGCCAAUUUUUCCUUCACCAUCACGGACCUCUUGGGUAAGGGGGCAACUGCAGAGGAAGGUCAAAAAGCCGUGCAGGGCUCUGUUCCUUUGGUCGGUGUCGUGGUGGAUGACAGCUUUUGCUCCCCAGAUGCCUUAGCGCUGGGCGUGCGUGCCAGUGGUGUGUGUGCCUGGUGCCCCAUGCCCAUUGAAGCAGAAGCGUUCUCACCCUGGUUGUGCUUGGCUGCGCCUCACCUCAGCUCUGAUGAUCCCAACAGUGCGUUUCCCCGCGCUGCGCCCUACGCAGUACUGCAGCUCUUUAUCGACCGGGCGCAUGCAUUGCCUGCGGCGGACCUGAAUGGCUUGUCGGAUCCCUAUGUGACCGCACAGAUCAAUGACCAAGACUUGCAGGUGCGAACCACUACGCAGAAUGGCACCUUAGCCCCGCGCUGGGGAGAAGAGUUUCACAUCCCUGUUUAUCGGCCGGAGAGCGUGCUGACCCUGUAUGUGCAUGACGAGGAUUUUGGCACGGAGAACAUCGUGGGCUUUGCUGGGUCUUUGGUCGGUCUCAGCGACGACCUGUUGGGCUGCGUAGAUAUCUCCCUGGAGCGAUUGCCCUUGAACACCAAGCUCUCGGGCUGGUUCGACCUUCACUCUGUCACGAAAGCCACCAGCUACCGCACGCGAGUGGCUCUGAGCGAGUCGGGCGAGGCACAGACUGUGGGACGCAUUCGGCUACAGCUGACUCUCCGAGUGCAGCAGCCACAGGAUGAGUUGUAUGCAUUGUGCCUGGGGCCUCCCAGCUUUGGUGAACCACUGCAGCCUUUGAACUUUGGGGAGCUCAUGACCCAUGUCUCCUCCAUCGCCCGUGUGCUGGGUCGUGUGGGCGACUUCUGCGGGCCGCUGGUGACCCGUGCCGAACGCUUCAGCAGCCUGGUCUUCGGGACGGCCAUCUUCCUCGUGUGGAGGCCUCACUUCAUACUGCCGCUCUUGAUCGUCAAGUUCUGUGUGGUCCUUCUGCUGUCGCAGCCGGUGCCCACAGAGGUGUCCGAGAGCGCGGUGAGCGAUCCAAAGCUCCAGCAGGUCUUCAAGGCAGCAGAGGUGGGCCUAGCUGCGCAGCAGUACACGGAAAUCUCCAUGGCGCAGAAUCAGCUGGGCACUUGUGUUUCAACUCUCCAUGACCUGCAAGAGACCUGGGCGAAAGCUGUAGCACACAAGCGUGCAGUGAGCUUUGCUUUGGGCCUCGUCGCGUUGGCGUUGGUCCACUUCAGAGAGUGGCAGGGCUUCGUGCUUCGCACACUAUUGACCAUCAUGUUAGCCUUCUUUCUGGCGCAGAACUCCUGUGUGGCUCGCGUGCUGAGGGCGCUGUAUAUCUACAAGUACAAGGAUACCUCCGCCACGGCAUGCUUAGGCAUGGGAGUGACCCUGGAAGCUAUAAAUCUUCGGAGCGACUUGAAACGCUCCGGCACUUGCGUUUUGACUCCGGGCGGGGCGGCCUCCUUGAGCAACAGCUCUCAGGUGUCCUCGAACGUGCCCGAGAAGGUGUCGAUGCAUGUCUUGGAGGAAGAAACCUGGACGGAGCCUGCGUGGUGUCAGCACUGUGGCGGCUUCCUCUGGGGAGCUUGGAGGCAGAACGAACAGCGCUGCGCGCCAAUCGAGAACAGCAAGGAUGGAAGUGUCGUGAUUGUGCAGUGGUCCUUUGCCACGCAUGCGCUGCGGAAUCGGACCUCGACUUCUGCGCGAAGUCUCAGUCUAAGCCGUCAUGAAUCGGCACAGGGCACAGAGGGGCUGCAUGCUUUUGUGCAGCGCAUCGUGAUAGGCGCACUAUGCAGCCUUGAUGGCCUGAAGCCCCUAGCGACAGAGGCUACGCAUGUCUUGGUGCUGCCGUGCCCUGAGGCGACCUUGGGGCAAGUGGGGAAAGCGCUGCGAAGCGCCAGCGUUUCGAUCUAUCUCUCGGUGUCGCUCCCCGGGGAACUCCUCGAGGCGGCACCUAGGGAGGCUACACCUGCGGCCAUUGCCGAGCUGCUGGGCGGUUACAUCUCCCAGGCGGAGAAGGCCUUGGGCAAGCCCAUCGACUUAGUUUGGAUGCCCUAUGCUGCCUUCAAGAAACAGUACUGGGCCGGAACCAAGACGCUUCUUGAGAAGCAGCAUCGCUGGGCCUAUGGCAUCCAAGCCGAGGUGACCCUGCCAACAGUGGCAAAACGGCUACUGGAACGCACACCUGCUCCCAAAGCAUGGCUGACCACAGAUGAUCUCCUGCGCCCCGCUCCCCAAGAGGCUGUGCAGGGAGCUCUGGAUGCAGGCAUCACUUGCGUUUCAUUGCCAAGGAAGCAGGCCUUCUCAGACUUCGCAGCCUUGUAUUUCAAAAUGGCUGGUCUUACCGAGGCACCGGCCUUGGCUCAUCUUCGCUGGGCCCAGCACCGGGGCCUUGCGAGCGUCCUGCCGCUCGAGCAGAUCGUGGCGUCCUCCGGGAGUCAGGGAGGAGCCCUCGUCUAUUGGAAGCUCCUCCAAGCCCCGGCUCACUCAGUCGACCAAUCCCAGCUGAAGCUUUAUGAUGCGGAGAAUGGAUAUCCCUUGAAGGCCGCCUUGUAUGAGGCGCGUUUGGGCUUGAAGAGCGGUGAGGGUAAGCUGAGCACAUCUCCGCCAGAGAAGGAGCCGACCGUCUUCACCCCGGGUGUUUCGGAGAAGAUCCUCACAGGUUUGAAGGAACAGGCGAAGGUCUUCAAGGCCAAUGAUCACAUCAUUUAUGCCGAAGACUUCUUCGAUACCGCCACGUUUGCAGCGAUCAAGGAGGAAACUCAGAGGCUCUGGAGAUCUGAAGACAUUGAGGCCAAUUGCAACUUAGAUGGCACGAAUCGGCUUGGAGGCUACAUCACGGACCUUCUGCCACACAACUCCAGCCUCUACCACCUGAUCUACGGCAAUGACCCCUUCCGGCACUGGGUCUCUGCAGUGAACGAUGAGGGGCCCAUGUGGCCGUCAGACUUCCCGAUCGAACUGCGCGAGUAUGGGAGCCAAAGCAAAGGAAUGGGAUGUCAUCCUGACCUCCAGAUGUACAAGGUGCCACGAAAAGAUUUGGAGUUUGCCUUCACCGUGGACAAUGACUCGCGCUGCAAUGUGAGCUUUUGGGACGCGGCGGGGAAGCUGCACCUGGUGCAAACCAAGCCGAAUUCCUUGAUGAUGGUGGGUGUCAAUGCAGCCACGCAUUGCGUGUCCUCAACGGAGGGUGGCACCCGCUCCAUUUUGAAGUUCAUUUAUGUCGGGGACUACCGGAAGUCUGACGAAUUCUGGCAUUACACCUCGAACGAAUGCGAUGAUUCAAAUCCAAAUCGACAAAUGCUUUCUGAUCGAAGAGCUCAGCGACAGCGUGAGGCACGAUCAUCAUCAUCAGAACUAUGA
Messenger RNA from Durusdinium trenchii, 3561 nucleotides. The record is from the annotation of a GenBank genome assembly. Lineage: Eukaryota; Dinophyceae; Suessiales; Symbiodiniaceae.